AUGUAUGCAGAAAGUAAUGCAGAUAAUCCGAAUAUGAAAGGUAUUCUUUUUGUAAUGGAAAUUGAUACAGUAAAUGCAAACGUACCAUUUAUUUCUCUUGAUGGAAUAAGUUAUUAUGAUGAUGAAAAAGAAAUUCUCUUUUCAAUGCAAACAAUUUUUCGUAUUGGUGACGUAAAAAAGAUUGACAAUAAAGUUUGGCAAGUAGACUUGACAUUAACAAGUGAUGAUGAUCAACAGUUUAGAAUUCUUACUGAACAUAUGAGAGAAGAUUUAGGUAGAGGGACUUCAUGGCAACAAUUAGAUCUUUUGAUGUACACAAUGGAACAAUUUAAAAAGGGUGAAGAAAUCCAUCAGAUGUUACUCAAUAUUGCGCCUGUUAAUGAUGAUGAUGAUGAAAUUACUAUUCUCUAUCAACUGCUUGGGAUUUUGAAAUGUGAUCAUUCAAAUGCGAUUCCAAAUUAUAAAGAAGCUCUUAAAAUCAUUGAAAAAUCUGAAUUUUCGGAUCAUGUUGAUUUAGCUAUUGUCUUCAAUAAUAUUGGCGCUGUGUACGUCAUAAUAGGAGAUUAUUCAUCCGCACUCUCAUAUUAUGAAAAAGGGUUUAACAUACGAUUAAGCACUGAAGACCAGAAUUAUAUAGAUCUGCCUGAUAAUUAUAAUAAUACUGCCCUAGUAUAUGAAAAAAUUGGGGGUUACUCAGAUGCAAUUUCAAGUCAUAAAGAAGCACUUAAAGUAAAAUGCAAGUAUCUGCCUGAGAAUAAUUUUGCCCUAACCAAAAGCUAUAAUGUCAUUAGCCUUCUGCUUCAAAAAAUGCAAAAAUACUUGGAUGCAUUCUCCUAUUAUAAGAAAGCACUUGAAAUUUGGAAGAAAUUAUCCCCAAUGAAUCAUCCUAAAUCAGCCAAAACCUACAACAAUAUUGGUGCAUUUCACGAAGCCAUGACUGAAUUUUCAAGUGCAUUGGAUUGUUAUUAUCAAGCUGCUCGAAUUCUUGAAAUCUCGCAGCCCCUAAAUCAACCUUUACUAGCUACUGUAAAAAAUAAUAUCGGUUCAACAUAUGAAAAAAUGACAGAUAACUCAACAGCGCUCUUGUAUUAUAAAAAAGUUCUUGAACUUUGGCAAGAAUCUCUUUCUGAAAAUCAUCCGAAUUUGGCUUCAGCAUACAAUAACAUUGCUGGAGCACAUUAA
Rotaria sp. Silwood2 is the source of this 1182-nucleotide messenger RNA. The record is from the annotation of a GenBank genome assembly. NCBI's taxonomy places the organism in Eukaryota, Metazoa, Rotifera, Eurotatoria, Philodinida, Philodinidae.